UUACGUUUGAGUUAGACCAAAUCAUUAACUUAAUUCUUUAAGUUUAAUCAUCUUUAAAUCGUUUUGUGUCGUGGAUGAUCAGACUACUCAAUUAAAUGUUGUAGCCUAAUUAGUUAUUUAAUAGUUUUAUACCCUACUUCAUAUACUGGUGGUUGCUUCCGUUUGUUUAUUGAAGUAUCCUUGAUAGAGGUAUGGUAUAGCUACCAUCCAUGGCAUAUCGUAAACCAUUCCACACACUAACACGGGAAGGAAAGCGAAAGCGUUUGAAACUUAGUAGGCUAAAUGAAGAUGAUUUGUCCAGUGAAUCAUCCAGUUCUGCCAAUAUCAACCCCAUACCUUUUGUUGAUGUUCAUGAAUCAGUGUCUAGAACACCUAUGCCUACUUCUUCCAGUGAGAAUUUUGAAGAUGAAAGUGACAGUGAUGGCGACAAAACAUCUAUAAGUGAACCAGUGUCUUCAGAUGAUAGUUUAGAUGCUCAAUUUAUUUUCUCUGAUAGUAGUUUUGACUGUGGUAGAGGCUCCGAUAGUGAUGAAGAUUCCUCUGAUGAUGGAAAUCAAGAUCCCCCCCCAGACAGCCAAACUGUCCUGCCUCUACAGAAUUUCCUUAAGGAAUGGGCCAUUGAGAAAAAUAUUACACAAUCAGCUUUAUCUUCAUUGUGUGUAGGGUUAAAAAGUCAUAUCCCUGACCUAAAAGAAUUGCCAUCAGAUGGGAGGACAAUUUUAAAAACACCUACAAAAUUAAAUAUAAAGGAUGUUCCCCCAGGACAAUAUAUUCACAUAGGCUUGAAAAAACAUCUCGACACUGUAAUAAACAACCUAGAAGGUUUAGGUUUGGAUGUUGAAAAACUAGGCCUUCUUUUUAAUGUUGAUGGGUUACCAUUAUUUAAAAGCAAAUCUUUUGAAGUGUACCCUAUUCUAUUUUCUAUUCCAGCUCUUUCAGUGUUGAAAGGUAAAGUGUUUCCAAUAGGCCUUUACUAUGGUCCUAAAAAACCGGAUUGCUUGGACGUCUUCUUACAAGAUUUUUUAGAUGAGUUGAAUAAUAUUGCAGAAACAGGACUGACUACCACUAAUGGAAAACAUGUUCAUGUGUUUGCCUUAGGAUUUUGCUGUGACAUCCCUGCCAAAAGCUUUAUGCUUGGAACAACCUCCCAUUGUGGCUAUAAUUCAUGUACAAGGUGUAAAGUUCAUGGGAUAACUUUGGAGCAUAAGAGAGUGUUUUUAGAGAUGGACGAAGAUCAACGUACCCAUGAAGAAUUUAUAAACCGAGUAGACAAAAGCUACCAAAUUAGAUCCACUCCGUUGACAAAAAUUCCUGGGAUGAACUUAGUUAAGUCUUUUGUAAUUGAUUACAUGCAUCUGGUUUGCUUAGGGGUUAUGCGCACCCUUCUUUUCCUAUGGACUAAAGGGCCGUUGCAUAAUAGGAUGUCUCCCUCUCAACGGCGUAUAGUCUCCAAUUAUCUCUUGACAUUUGCUAUUUGCACUCCAUCAGAUUUUGCAAGGAAACCACGUGACCUCAAUGAUUUAAAAUCGUGGAAAGCAACAGAGCUUCGAACUUUUCUCCUAUACUUGGGCCCUGUGGCCCUUAAAAACGUACUGUCUACCGAGAAAUAUCAGCAUUUUUUGUAUUUACAUGUUGCUUUUACAAUAUUGUUGUGUCCAAAGACUUCUGCGAUGCUGGAUCUAAGAGCGUAUGCAAAACAAUUAUUGGUGCAUUUUGUAACUACAACAAGACGAUUAUAUGGCGAUGAAUACAUUACUCAAAAUUUCCAUUACCUUAUACAUAUUGUUGACGACGUAGAUUAUUUCUCCACUUAUAUUCCGAAUUUCACACUCCAUUCCGUCUCAGCUUUCCAGUUUGAAAAUUAUUUACAGUUCAUAAAAAAAAGAGUAAGAAGUACCUCCAAACCUCUCCAACAAAUAGCCAAGAGAUUAGCAGAGACCUUUUCAUUGAACAAAUUUCAAAUUUCAGUACAAAACCCUCUGAAGCUAAACAAACAACAUAAUAAUGGGCCUCUUCUUGCAUUUUGCACAGACCCACAACACAGAGUGUUAAGUUUGAGUUCCUAUGAAAUUACAAUAACUCCACCAAAUAACUGUUGUAUGCUAGAAAGCAAAGAAGUAGUGGAGGUAGAAAAUUUUGCUUUUUCGACAGAGUUAAAUACCAAUGUUGUAAUUGGUAGAAAGUUUUUAGCCAAACACGACUUCUAUAAAAUCUGUAGCCAACCAGAAUAUCCAAGCUCUAAUUUGAACAUAUAUCAAGUUAAAAAACUCAGUCAUUUAAAGGCUUGGCCAGUGAGCAAAAUCAGCUGUAAAUGUUUCAAGAUCAUGUUUGAUGAGAAGCUUGUUGUAUUUCCAUUACUUCAUUGUGAAGAGUAGGCAAAAAUGUGGACUGUUAUAUAUAAACUUAUUGAACAUGAGUACGAUGUCGUUCCCAACUCAUGGUUGGUUAGCACAAAUGUAUGCAAAUAUCCUGAUAAAGGAGUGCAAACCGUUGCCAAAUGGGUGAAAGAACAGAGACCCAGUGAGGAAACGUGGGAUGAUUUGAACAUAGAAAUAAAAAAAAGGGACAUUGAUAACUAUGACAGAGCUCUGGGUAAUGCUAUAAGGUUAAGCAAGGGUAAAAGUACAAAAACAGAAUCUGAAAACGAGUUGAGGGGAAAGGGACUUAGACAGCCGAAAAGAAGGAAAAUUGAAUCGUCUGACUCUUCAGAUGAUUCAGAGGAUUCUGAGCCGUUACCACAAACCAAGUUUAGAAAAGAACAUGUAGUCCAAAAAAAAAAAAACCUAGCCCUCCACCAGUCGCAGUGCCGCCUCCUCCACCAACACAUAGCAGCAUGAAACCAGUUCAUUUGCCCGGUACUUCUACAUCGUCUUCUUGGAAUAGGCCUACCAGUACUCCUUCUGCGUCUUCUUGCAAAAUAAAAACCAAACAUAUUUGUUUUUGCCCGGAAAACAAGGAAGUCACAUUGGAGAGUAUGGCCAAAAAGUUUUGCUAUCUGUCUAGAAGUGUAACAUUGCUGAAAAAUGCAUUCCAAGCACAUAGCGAGGAAGUAAGUAGCCUACUCUUGGCUAAAACAAAAACCCCGUUGAAAGAUGCUGGCAAUGAAAAAAAUGAGGAAGAAAUGGGCCAAGAUGUUACCGAAAUUUUGACAAGAUUUCCAAUCCGUGAUCUAGACGAACUUCAAAAAUUUAACGAUGACAUCCACUUAUCAACUGACUACAAAAAAAAUGUGGUUUCAGCACUCUUACACUUGGGUAAAAAGUCAAGCCCAUCAAGAUUUAUCACAUCAGCCCUCAGAAAAAUUGUUGGGGCUGAAAUUCUCGGCAGCGGCAGAUUGAGUUGGAAGGGCCAUCAAAGAGGCGGUGUACGCAAGGAGAGCUUUUCUGGCUCACCUUUGUGUGAAGCGUUGAUGAAUGCAACCAGAAAUAUUUGGAAAGGGUUGAACGAAACUGUAAUGGAGAAAACCAUCAGUGGGUUUUUGUCACAAACAAAAACAAAAUUAAAAAAUGUCAGCCUUGAAAUUAAUCCCGCUGCCUAACAACCGGCUGGAUAUGGGACAAAACAACAUUCGGAUGGAAUAGUUGUUGUUUACAUCAAGUUAAGAGCUAUAAAUACAAGUUCAUAGUCAACUGUACUUGUAUGUAAUUUGUAGGAUUUUUAUUUAAUACCGGUACUACAUGUCUCAUUCCUGUAUACAUUUUAUUAAUGUAGAAUUGUUCGGAUAAAAAGCUACUAUUAAAAUAAUAAAUCUUAAAGUAAACAUAGUUUACUAAAUCAGCCACCUGAAUAGAUUUUAUUAUUUUUUAAACACUACAUGUUUUGACCUUUAGGCCAUUUACAGUAACAUAUUUAAUAUCACUUUUAAACACAAUAAAUUGAUUAAUUAAACAUCAGGUGAUAAUCUUGAUAUAUGAUUUGUCUGUUCUUAAUAUUUGUGGAAAACGUAAUCUUUGGUUUUUAAAAUUGUGUCAUAUAUAUUAUGAUUAAUUAUGUUUUUUUAUGUUCUCUUUGCCUUAACGAUUGUCUUUCAACUUGUUUAAUUUUAAGAUUUUGUCAAGGGAUUUUGUUUUUUUACAUGCAUGUUAUAUUUGUAUGUUAUGUAUGUUUAUAUUUGCUGUAGGAUCUUUCUUGUAGCUGGAGUAUAUAUAUAUA
Molecule: messenger RNA, 4152 nt
Organism: Macrosteles quadrilineatus (aster leafhopper)
Lineage: Eukaryota; Metazoa; Arthropoda; Insecta; Hemiptera; Cicadellidae
Exons: 8
Coding region: 2834-3538 (234 amino acids)
Source: RefSeq, a predicted model, not a curated record